Messenger RNA from Ctenocephalides felis (cat flea), 2449 nucleotides. It is a transcript of the gene eIF5, whose product is annotated as eukaryotic translation initiation factor 5. NCBI's taxonomy places the organism in Eukaryota, Metazoa, Arthropoda, Insecta, Siphonaptera, Pulicidae. Gene Ontology annotation, molecular function: translation initiation factor activity; GDP-dissociation inhibitor activity; eukaryotic initiation factor eIF2 binding. Gene Ontology annotation, cellular component: cytosol. Gene Ontology annotation, biological process: formation of cytoplasmic translation initiation complex; formation of translation preinitiation complex; translational initiation. The transcript is spliced from 12 exons. The record is from RefSeq and is a predicted model, not a curated record. Bases 970 to 2325 code for a protein of 451 amino acids.
GCAGUUUGCUGAGAGUUCCAUUCGAGAGUGACAAGAAGGCAUUAUUCGCGUGCGAAACAACAGCUUUUAAAUCGAUUAUUCUAGAUAUUUUAUUCAAGUAAAUUAUUCAAAAGUCCAUCGAGGCACUAGUAACAUCUAGGCCCCAGGAAAACGUUUUUUAAUCUAAAUACAACUACACCAGAGUGUUCAGAGUGCGAAGAUUUCAGACUGUGAUUUUUGUAUGCACACGUUUUUUUGAGGAAAACGUAAUUGAUUGAGUAUUGAGGACGGUUUUUACAAUUAUCAAGAAGAUUGCUAUCGCCUAGAGGGGCGUUAAUAUCUUAUAUGACUUUAGAAAGAUACAGAGAGACAUCAGUACUCCGAGGCGUCGAUCGGUCAGCUUGCGCGCCAAGUUCACACAGUGCGAAGUGUAUGACUCCAACUAGGCGCCGCCACUGCUAUAGGCAAUCAAAAUUUUCGAGUAAUAGACAUCGAAAGUUGCAGCCCUUUAGGGAAACGUGAAGGGGGUCGCCGCCGCCGCACCACGACGACGACGACGAGGACGACGAGAGUAGAGAAGCAGCAACUGCAAUUGCAGUAGCCAAGGAGCAGCAAAUACGACCAGCAAAUCAUCUGCAAUAUCAUCACUCCUCAUGCACAACCUCAAUCAUAGACAACGUCAGUCGCAAACUUUAGACACUUACACGCACCGCUAACUUUUGGAAAUAGACACACAUUUUAAUAGAUACAGGUUACAUAAAAUAGCUUUCAAAAUUCGGCCGCCAAAGACCAGCCUGACCGCCAAGCGGACCCCAAACAAAUCUGACCAUCGCCCAGCGAGUGGCGUCCAGACCACCAGCUGAAACCAACUUUUAACCAAAACAAACACCACUCCAGACCAAUACAACAAUAUUAUUGCAAAUUUAAAACCAAACCCAAAUCAAAUCAAAUUUAUUCCUUCAUCGAUUCCCUAAAACACUACCAGACAGAAUGGGCAGUCUUAACGUGAACCGCAGCGUCAGCGACGCCUUCUACCGCUACAAAAUGCCCAGACUCUGCGCUAAAGUAGAGGGCAAGGGCAACGGCAUCAAGACGGUCAUCGUCAACAUGGUGGACGUGGCCAAGGCACUGGGCAGACCAGCCACAUAUCCUACCAAGUACUUUGGAUGCGAGCUGGGCGCCCAGACGCAGUUCGAUUUCAAGAACGAGCGCUUCAUUGUGAACGGAUCGCACGAUGCGAGCAAGUUGCAGGAUUUGCUCGAUGUCUUUAUAAGAAAGUUUGUACUUUGUCCGGAGUGCGAUAACCCGGAGACGGAUUUGCUAGUCAGCGCCAAGAAGGGCACCAUCAGCCAGGGUUGCAAAGCCUGCGGUUUCCAUGGACCAUUGGAAUUCAAUCACAAAUUGAACACUUUUAUUUUGAAAAAUCCACCCAAUUUGGAUCCAGCAGUACAGGGUUCGAGUUUGACCGAGGGCAAAAAGCGUAGCAAGCGCAGCAAGAAAUCAGGCGAGACCAACGGCACCGCCGACACGCCCAGCAAAGACGGCGGCGAUCAUGCCGGCGAACUUAAUGUCGAAGCACCCGAUGUUGUCGCCAACAAUGGGGAAGAAGAGGACGACGAAGAAUGGGCAGUAGAUGUCUCCGAGGAGGCCGUCCGGGCGCGCAUGUUAGACUUGACGGACGGCGCGAAGGGCAUGACCAUCUCCGAUGACCUCGACAAGCCGGAGAAGGAGCGCAUGGACAUCUUUUACGAAUUCGUGAAGCAAAGAAAAGCGCAGGGCCUGCUCGAGAUACAGCAGACGCACAAGGAGCUUGCUGGCGAGGCGGAAAGGUUGGAGAUCAAAUCCAAAGCCACACUCAUCCUGGCAGAGUUGCUGUUCACUUCAAAUAUAAUAUCAGAAGUCCGAAAAUACCGCACCCUGCUGUUGCGUUUCACACACGACGACUCCAAGGCGCAACGUUAUCUCUUGAAUGGACUGGAGCAGAUUGUAGCUUUGCACAAGGAUACUUUGCUCAACAAGGUGCCGGGCAUAUUGAAGCUGUUCUACGAUGCUGAUAUUUUGGAAGAGAAGGCGCUACUCGAUUGGGGCGGCAAGGUGUCCAAGAAGUACAUCUCGAAGGAAUUGUGCCAGGAGAUUCAUACCAAGGCUGAACCUUUCAUUCGCUGGUUGCAGGAGGCCGAGGAGGAGGACAGCGAUAGCGAGGAUAGCGAUGAGGAUGAUCUCGAGAUCGAGUACAACGACCGUGCAAAAGUGUCCGCCCUCAAAGACAUGACAAAACCGAUUGUUGCACCAAAACAGCAACCAGUAGAAGACCCGGCUGACGAUUUUGACAUUGAUGCCAUAUAAAACCAUGGAGCACCCCCCAAAUCACCAUUGACCACAACCUCACACACCACCAUUCGCAACCAUAAUAAAAAACUAGUAUAUAAAAAAAAUUACAAAAAAAGCAAAUCAAAUCAAAUCAAAUUCU